Molecule: messenger RNA, 684 nt
Organism: Ixodes scapularis (black-legged tick)
Lineage: Eukaryota; Metazoa; Arthropoda; Arachnida; Ixodida; Ixodidae
Exons: 5
Coding region: 1-684 (227 amino acids)
Biological process (GO): symbiont-mediated perturbation of host defenses
Molecular function (GO): amine binding
Source: RefSeq, a predicted model, not a curated record
AUGAAGCUUGUUUUAAGCUUGGCCGUUUUUGUGUGUGGAGUGUUUUGGGGAACCAGUGGCUCCACAAGUACUACCACACGUCGAGUGGGAACCUAUGGCUCUACAGGAACGACUACUCGUCCAGGGACACCCAGUGCCAGAAUGAUUGGGACUACAGUUCCCCCUGAAGAAGACCCUUCGAAAUACAAAGAACAAAAUGCCACCAGAGUGCUCGAAAUGAACGCUACGCAAUGGGUCAAGUGGCGCACGUAUAAUGUGACAGAAUUUUUGAGCAAUACCCCUUUGGAGUGUGAAAAUUUCAAUAUUACGAAAAAGAUAACACCGAGUAAUUACUCGUUGCAUUGUAGAUAUAGAAGUGGAUUUGAUUGGAAAACAAUCAACGAAAACCUAAUUUUGAAGGAGAUGGGUGGGCACGGUUUCCCAAACGACAUGUACUUUGCGAGGACUCCUUUUGGCAUUCCAACGGACAAUCUCGUGUUGUAUUCUAACUACAUGAGCUGCACCAUUCUUCGAAUCCCAUUCACAAAUCAAGGAGAGAGACAUUGCGACCUGUGGAUGGCCAAUAUGACUCUUUCCCAAGAAACCCCCGACGAAUGCCUGAACAGGUUUUUUGAAUAUUGCAACACGACGAAGAUUUACCGCGUUUUCUAUCCUAAUUGUACAAACCAGUAUAUACACUUUUAA